Messenger RNA from Sphaerodactylus townsendi, 3318 nucleotides. Its product is annotated as zinc finger RNA-binding protein-like. The record is from RefSeq and is a predicted model, not a curated record. Gene Ontology annotation, molecular function: zinc ion binding; single-stranded RNA binding; double-stranded RNA binding. The transcript is spliced from 19 exons. Lineage: Eukaryota; Metazoa; Chordata; Lepidosauria; Squamata; Sphaerodactylidae. Bases 222 to 3101 code for a protein of 959 amino acids. Gene Ontology annotation, cellular component: precatalytic spliceosome.
UGUGAAGACGCCAAAAUGGCGGCCAGUAACUACUACGGGUUUGCAGCCGGUGCCGUCGCCGGCCCUCAAUACAGGUAUGAGGGAGGCGACCACCCGAAAAUCAGGAGGCCAGGAGGAGGGGCUUAAGAGGCUCACCCAGUGCCCAGCCUGCUCCAGCUUAUACUCACCCACCCACAGUAGCAAGCUACACAAUCCAGCAGACACCAGGGGUGGACCACACCAUGGCCCCCGCCUAUGCUCCGGCUACGCAGGCUGCCAGACCCAUGGCCUCGGCAGCAUAUGGAGGCUACCAGGCGCACGCCGCACAGGACUAUGGCUACGGGGCGCGGCAGCCGGAGCCCACUCCUCAGCUUUCUGCAGCACAGAACUACCAGGAUGGCUACAGUUAUGGCCGUUCCCCGUCCGCGAGCAGCUACGAGACCAAACCCUACUACCCGGCGGUGGUCACGCAGUCCCAGCAUCCUGCCACGGACUCAUAUUACCACUCAAACUCGCAGAGCACCUACAGCCAGCCGACGGCGGUGUAUGGCCAAAGCCAGCCCCAGAGGCAAGUGACUCCCAUUAAACCGGUACAGACUGUGAACGCUCCGUUGUCCGCCUACAGCACAUACCCGACGGUGACGACGGGCCAGCAGAAUACCUCCGCGUCCUCCAUCCACUCCUACACUCCUUCCUCCUCCUCAUACAACUCUUCUUCGUACAACACCUCUGCUGUUUCUUACUCUGGUUCCAGCUACUCCACGUACGACGCAGCUGCUGGGUACCCAGCGGCCAACGCUUCCUACUAUCAGCCCGCCCAGCAGCCUCUCGUGCAGCAGCAGCAUCAGCAGCCGCCUCCCCAGCAGCAGCCCCCCCCAGCGCAGCCGCCAAAGCCUCUGCAGGGCUCUCUGUGGAGCAGUGGCAGCAACCCUGUCCCGAGCGGCGGCUACAGCAAGAAGCCACUAUUUCCCCCCAAGCUGCUGAAACCCAAAGGGCCUCCCAAACAGCCUCAGCUCCACUACUGCGAGAUCUGCAAGAUCAGCUGUGCCGGCCCCCAGACUUAUCGGGAGCAUUUAGAAGGACAGAAGCACAAAAAGAAGGAGAUGGCACUGAAGACGGGGAACCAGGCGGCCGGCGGCCCUCGGGGGAUUCAGACCCAGCUCUUUUGCGAGCUCUGCGAUGUGUCCUGCACCGGAGCAGAUGCUUACGCAGCCCACAUCCGAGGAGCCAAGCACCAGAAGGUUGUGAAGCUGCACACAAAACUGGGGAAGCCCAUCCCAUCCAUCGAGCCCGUGGUGGUCAACUCCUCGUCGGGCCCCGCCAACGGCUCAGCCAGCAAACAAACGCUCCACGCCACCACACUGGCCAAGCAAGCCCCAGGGAUAACGAACAGCGCGCUCGGCUCAAACAAGGCGUCGCCAGCAAAGAAACCUGUCGCUGUAACCAAGCUGACGUUUACAGGAGCCAGCAAGCUGCAGGGGACCCCUGCGAAACAGGAAGCAGCGGCGAGAGCCACAUCUCCCAAAGUGGGGCUUCCGGUGGAACAGCUGCAGCUGGAUGGGGACAGCCCGGGAGAGCUGCUUGAUGUGCAUCCCGUCGGUUAUGAUUAUGUGGAAGAGGUGCACAACGAAGAAGGGAAGAUGAUCCGUUUCCAUUGCAAGCUUUGCGAGUGCAGCUUCAAUGACCCGAAUGCGAAGGACAUGCACCUGAAGGGGCGGCGGCACAGGAUCCAGUACAAGAAGAAGGUGAACCCCGACCUCCCCGUGGAGAUCAAGCCCAGCAACCGGCUCCGCAAGCUGCAUGAGGAGAAGUUGUUGAAGAAGCAGCAGCUGAGAGCCCUGGUGAAGAGGCGCCGGGAGGAAGAGCAGCGCUGGCAGCUGGAGAUGAGACGCUACGAAGAGGAGAUGUACUGGCGGAGAGUGGAGGAAGAGCAGCUGUACUGGGAGGAGCAGCGGCGUCGGCGUCUGGCUGCAGACUGGCGCCCCCCGCCCCUAAUGGGCAGGCCUGGGGUGCCAGUGCCUCCUCUCUUGCCCACCCGGCGGCCAGACUCUUCCAACGACCGGCACAUCAUGGCGAAGCACUCCAGCAUCUACCCGACGGAGGAAGAGCUACAGGCCAUUCAGACUGUGGUGUCGCACUCGGAGCGCGCCCUGAGGCUCGUCUCUGACUGGCUGACCGAACAAGAAUCGGGGAAAGAGGAAGGCGAUAAAGAGCCGGGGAAGACGGACGGCGUGCCCCGGGUGCUGAAGGGGGUCAUGCGAGUGGGCAUCCUGGCAAAAGGGCUGCUCCUUCGUGGGGACAGGAAUGUGCACCUCAUCCUGUUGUCUGCCCAGAAGCCGACGUUGACGCUCCUCCGGAGCAUUGCAGAGCAGCUGCCUGAGCAUCUGGGGAAGGUGACCAAGGAUAGUUAUGAAGUCGUGUCCAACGUGGAGGAAGCCAGUAUCGUCAUUGGCUCGACCAAGGAGCCCAAAAUGCAGGUGACGGUGUCUCUCACCUCUCCACUGGUGAGAGAAGAAGCUCCCGCUGCAGACGCAGAGGCCUCGCCAGAACCUCAGCUCGAGUCGUCCGAUUUCUUGGAUAAGCAGAAGUGCCUGGAGUCACUAGCUGCUCUUCGCCACGCCAAAUGGUUCCAGGCCCGAGCGAACGGCCUGCAGUCCUGUGUGAUCAUCAUCCGGGUGUUGCGGGACCUGUGCCAGCGUGUGCCAACAUGGGGUGCUCUUCCGGAUUGGGCUAUGGAGCUCCUGGUCGAAAGGGCUCUGAGCAGCACUGCGGGGCCGUUGGGUCCUGGCGAGGCCAUCCGGCGCGUCCUGGAGUGCAUCGCCACUGGAAUGCUCCUGUCAGAUGGCCCCGGGCUUCAAGACCCCUGUGAGAAAGAGGCGACCGACGUCUUGCAGAGCAUGAGCCAGCAGUCGCGGGAGGAUAUCACGGCCAGCAGCCAGCAUGCCCUGCGGAUGCUGGCAUUCCGCCAGAUCCACAAAGUGCUCGGCAUGGAGCCCUUGCCGCUGUCCAAAAGCAGGCUUGCCGUGCACGGCCGGAAGAGGCGACUGGACACGGACGAGGAGACGGCGGGCGAAGGGGACGGGAAGAAGGACAAGAAAGAGGAUGAGGACGACAAGGCCUGACCACCGUUGCAGGACUGGCUAAGCCAACGUUGACAUGACUUUGCUUUUUAUAUAUAUAAAUAUAUAUAUAAAAAUAUAAUGUUGCUGUUUAGUCUACAAUUCGGUAAAUUCGAGUGUUUUCUCUCCUUCCGCCCCCACCCCGACACCUUGGAACAGCAUACUGUAGAUUUUGUUUUACUGUGUUUGAAUCAUUAAAGGGAUUCCAUCAUGCCACAAA